Molecule: messenger RNA, 2091 nt
Organism: Trypanosoma grayi
Lineage: Eukaryota; Euglenozoa; Kinetoplastea; Trypanosomatida; Trypanosomatidae
Exons: 1
Coding region: 1-2091 (696 amino acids)
Source: RefSeq, a predicted model, not a curated record
AUGAAUGACGGAAGCAGCGAGCAUGCCGAUUUAGGCGACACAUUCGCGAUUCUUAAAGAGUCUGCGCGAGGGCAGUGGGACGUUGACGCCGACGAGCUGCUGCUGAAGGCAUUGAUGACGAUGCAGGCAAAGUUCUCAAUUCAUUUUAGUUCUGUACGUGACGAAGUGGAGAGUCUUUGCGUGGAUUCUCACACAGCCUCUAUUCAGCUUCAGAAUGCCAUGAAUUCCUUUGUCCUGCUCUCACAGAAGCAGUUUGUGCAAAACCGCGUCUCCGUGGAGGAUACGGACGACGAGACGGCGUCUGAGCAUACAGAAGCCGGGGAGGAAGAUUUGUCAUCCAUGGAUGGGAAAAUGACGGAAGAUACCGAGGCGAGGGUGACUCGUGUGUGCCAAGAGGCCAUCGAUCUUGGUGUCCGCAUUCUUGAGGAGCGGACGAUGCCCCUGUUCCUCGAGGAUGCGGAGCCCAAUGGCGAGCGUAACGCGCAAGACGACGACACCGACAAUAACGGAGGAGAGGGAGAGGAAGAAGAGGCGUUCUCGCGGUCUUCGGCUAAUCACUACCGGCACAGGCGUUUCGUUGCGCUUAUAGGCUCAGAAAGGUUUCUGAACGACCCGUACGCCGGCUACUUUGAGGGUCGCAACGGAGGGCCGUCUCAGUUGUCGUCGUCGUCGUCCUCCUUGUCGGACCACUCCUCCGACAGCGUGGCGGCUCCAGUGGCGAUGGCCACGCGGCGGGGACCAACGACUAGUGCAAGUACUACUGGAAUGGGAGGUGCCACACCACCCCCACCACCUCAUCAAACGCCUUUGUCGGGCAAUCCACCACCACCGCCGCCACCGCCGCCACCGCCGCCACCAAACUGGCUUGCAUCCCUACCUGGCAAACAACCACCUCUACCAGUAACAACAGCAGCUGCGAAGAACAUCGCGCUACCGCCACCACCACCCAGUAGCCUGCCGGUUGUAACGAGGGAGGACGCUUCGCCACAUCCCACCAAAACGGGUGUUGCUGCAUUCCUUGAUUCGUCUGACCGCUCGGAUGACGCAGUGACUAAGCCGGUGGUGGGUUCGCGGCCAAAUCCCGGUGCGAGUAGGGCCGGUGCAUUCGCUAAGGGGAUCGAAUCAUCCGAUUCGACCUCUGAUAACACAUCAAAAGCGCCAGGGAGGAAGAUUCCACCCAAGACUGUUCCACAACGGAAAGCGGUUACGUUCGCGGAUGACUCAAGCUCUGACAGUGACAGCAGCAAAGGCCAACCUGCUCUUCCUGUCAAGAGGGCUGCGAAGGUGCCAACCAAGACGUUGGCCACAAAUGAUUCAUCAUCAUCAUCAUCAUCAGCGUCGGAAAGGGUGCCGAGAGCUGCGCCACCGCCGCGUCCACCGGCAAAGGUCGCUCCCGUGAAAAUCGCACCAAAGGUGGUACCGCCAGUGGCAGCCCCGCGAAAGAAGGUUCCCGUCUUCUCAAGCUCUGAUAGUAUCUCGAGUGAUGAUGAGACACCUGCACCAAGGCGUGCAGUUCCACCUGCACCGUCUGUCAAAAAGUACUCUUCACUGUCUAAAGGAGCCGCACUGAAGAGAGUGGUGGGGCCCCAUACUACUUCCGCUGACACUGGGAGCAGCAGCAACACGGUGCCGCCCGUUUUGGCCGACCAAUCUGCAGCUGUGGUUCCUCCUUCUUUUCCCCCAUCUGCGGAUGCGGAUGCACCCGUCGCACCUACUUCUUCUUCACCUGCUGUUGCAGUCGCAGCGAGAAAGGAAUCCAAAGCCCCUGCCUUGGUAACAGACCGCUUGAAGGCUGCUAUUACGCUGCCAAAGCGCGGGGCCAAGGCAAUAUCGACAUCAUCCUCUGACAUGGAAGGGCCUGAAGGCGACAGACCACCCGCCUCACUACCUCGAAGUGGCCCUACCAAAACGAUAUCUCCACCUCCACCUCCACCCUCCAAUAAGGCGACGGUAAAAGCCGUGUCUCAGCUCUACAGCAGUGACACUGAGAGUGAGGUGAAUGAUAUUGUGGCUUCGCGUGCGCCUCGCAUGCCUGUGCCCAAGUUGCCACUCAGCAAACGCCGCGUGGACAGCAGCGACUCGGACGUGUGA